AUGCACCAAACUGAGACCAAGAACCAGGGCAGCCGGGAGGAGAGCCAGCCAGGACGAUGUCAGUGUGUGACAGUACCACAGCUGCCCUGGAGUAGAGUGACGGAAGCACAAUAUAUUCAUAAGAUAAGGGAUUCCUGGGGCCCUGAAGCCAAAUGGGACGGUCGGACGAGGAGGAGGCCCCCAGUGCACGGCGCAUGUUCAGAGUACAGCAAACGAUCGGCACAGGUGGUAGAGCUUCCCGAUGAUUAUGAUGACUCUCUGGCUCUGCGCAUUGAUCCGCAGUGGCACCUAGUUGACACCUCUCUUUUUGAGGCAACACCUGCAUAUAGUGGAGUGCUCAUGCCUGGCUGGCUUCUCACAGACGAGCUGCUAAUCAAUGCGGUCUUACAGCGGGUGACCAGUGGGGGGCGUGACCUGCCAGAGUGCUGUCGCGGGACCGGACCACUCGCUGGCUCGGCUCAAGACGUGCCCAAGGCCACUUCGCUGGACGGCAAGUCGGUCAGAGGUGAUGUAAGAGCCAGAAUUCUUCAAUAUCUGUCGAAGGAUGACCCCCUGGACUUUGCACGGUUUCCUCCAUCCUCAAGAUUCCUGCCUCGUGGCCCUGAUGGCAGCAGUGCGGGAGAGUGCCCCCCUUCUUUCUUCAUUAGAUAUUAA
Molecule: messenger RNA, 654 nt
Organism: Knipowitschia caucasica
Lineage: Eukaryota; Metazoa; Chordata; Actinopteri; Gobiiformes; Gobiidae
Source: the annotation of a GenBank genome assembly